Lagenorhynchus albirostris (white-beaked dolphin) is the source of this 1656-nucleotide messenger RNA. Its product is annotated as phosphatidylinositol-binding clathrin assembly protein-like. Gene Ontology annotation, biological process: synaptic vesicle budding from presynaptic endocytic zone membrane; clathrin-dependent endocytosis; clathrin coat assembly. Gene Ontology annotation, molecular function: clathrin heavy chain binding; SNARE binding; phosphatidylinositol-4,5-bisphosphate binding. The record is from RefSeq and is a predicted model, not a curated record. The coding region runs from base 315 to 1559 and encodes 414 amino acids. Gene Ontology annotation, cellular component: clathrin-coated pit; clathrin-coated vesicle; extrinsic component of presynaptic endocytic zone membrane. The transcript is spliced from 14 exons. Lineage: Eukaryota; Metazoa; Chordata; Mammalia; Artiodactyla; Delphinidae.
CCAAGGGUCUGCGUUAGCGCCCCGCCCCCCAGAUGCUCCGUCCCACGUGGGAUCCUGUCCCCUGAACCCGCUUCUCCGGCCCUGGCGCCUUGUGACGUCACGUCUCACCUCAUAAUUAUGCAGGCGUGCGUCAGGCGGCACGAGGACAGAGUUGCCUGACGAACACCACCUGCGGGGCCAGGCCUUUCUUCCGUUACGUCACGCGCCCAUUUCGUCGUCCGCCGUGCUGGUCCCGGAUCAGUCCGCCAGUCCAGAAGAGGAGGGGCCAGCCUUCGUGGCCAUUACCCUCGUAGCUGGCGGCUGGCGACGCACGCAUGGGGUCGUCCGCAUCCAAGGCUGCCCUCAGAGCGACCACCGACGAGCCCUCCGAGCCCGGGCCGAAACACCUGUCAGCUCUAAUCCAGUACAUAAAUGGAACAAAUAGGAGUGUGGAGCAUCUGGCUGAUAUUCUUUAUGAGAAAACUGGGAGCAGCAGCUGGGUGGUGGUGUUCAAAGCCCUGAUUACUGUGCAUCACCUUAUGGUGCAUGGAAAUGAGCGAUUUAUCCAACAUCUUGCAUCUAGAAACUCUUUGUUCAUUUUAUACAACUUCCUGGAUAAAAGUGUCACAGAAGGCUAUACUAUGUCAUCCUUCAUCAGACGAUAUAGCAGGUACUUGAAUGAAAAGUCACUCGCAUACAGACUGAUUGCAUGUGACAUCAGCAAAGCCAAGAGAGGGACGAACGGUGUGAUGAGAACUAUGAACAGUAGAGAGCUGCUGAACACUCUUCCAGUUAUUCAGACUCAGUUCACUGCUCUGCUUAAUGUUAAUGCAAAUCCUGACGAAAUAACUAAUGGUAUAAUAUAUGCUGCUUUCAUGCUCCUCUUUAAGGAUGCUCUUCGCCUCUUUGCAGCCUAUAAUGAGGGGAUCCUUAAUCUGCUAGGCAAGUAUUUUUACAUGAGGAAGAACCAAUGCAAGGAAAGUUUGGAUAUUUACAUCAACUUCCUUGGAAGAAUGACCAAAUUUGUGCAGUUCCUGAAAGUUGCAGAGCAAGUUGGAAUUGACCAGAAUGACAUUCCAUAUAUUAAUCAGGUACCCUGCAGUUUACUUGAAGCACUAAAACAGCAUUUAGCUUCUUUGGAAGAGAAAAUUGACGUUUUACCUGCUUAUAGAUUGUUUCCUCUAUGUGAUAUGUUACAACUGGCAUUGCCUUCACAAGUCCCCAAGUGUAUUGCAGCCAGACAGCAAAGUGGAAGUGUUAUAGCAAACAACCUGGAUGGCUCACUGGUUAGCCCUGUAAGAAAUCUUGACUUUGGAGAAAGCCCAGUCAACAGAUCGGACGUGAAGGGGUGUCAAUCCUCAGAGAUGGAAAUGACUGGUGGAAUGAACUGGCAGUUGAAUAGCUGUACCUGCGUAUCAACCAUCUGGAGCCCAAUUUCUAUUCCUCCAGUUUCCCACAUGGUUCCAACUCCAAUUGGAGCUCCUUCCCUAAUGGCACCUCAACCCAUGAUUUAUACCCAACCAGGCUUAAGGACAGCAAGCCUGCUGCUCCAUCCACAAGAAAUAACACAGAAUCCAUGAGGUACCAAAGCGAAAAGAUUCCAAAUCAGAGGUGAAAACAAAUGACGAUCUCUCUACAGGCUGAUUGAAUCAUCCACUUCUUCCAAGUAAAAUAAAC